Messenger RNA from Sinocyclocheilus grahami, 3886 nucleotides. RefSeq names its product inositol hexakisphosphate and diphosphoinositol-pentakisphosphate kinase 1-like. Gene Ontology annotation, cellular component: cytosol. Gene Ontology annotation, biological process: inositol phosphate biosynthetic process; inositol metabolic process. The record is from RefSeq and is a predicted model, not a curated record. The transcript is spliced from 25 exons. The coding region runs from base 72 to 3416 and encodes 1114 amino acids. Lineage: Eukaryota; Metazoa; Chordata; Actinopteri; Cypriniformes; Cyprinidae. Gene Ontology annotation, molecular function: 5-diphosphoinositol pentakisphosphate 1-kinase activity; inositol hexakisphosphate kinase activity.
GGAGCAGAAGUAGUGUUUACUCUCCAGAGAGCAGUGUGAGGAAAACUGGCUCCUAUAUCUAUGAAGAGUUCAUGCCAACUGAUGGCACAGAUGUGAAGGUGUAUACAGUAGGGCCAGAUUACGCUCACGCAGAGGCUCGUAAGUCCCCUGCUCUCGACGGGAAAGUUGAGCGAGACAGUGAAGGCAAAGAAAUCCGCUACCCAGUCAUGCUCACUGCUAUGGAGAAGCUUGUGGCCCGUAAAGUGUGUCUGGCAUUCAAGCAAACAGUGUGUGGAUUCGACCUCCUCCGAGCCAACGGCCACUCGUAUGUGUGUGACGUUAACGGAUUUAGCUUUGUGAAGAAUUCCAUGAAAUACUAUGAUGACUGUGCUAAGAUCCUGGGAAAUAUUGUGAUGAGGGAGCUGGCUCCACAGUUCCAGAUCCCCUGGUCCAUACCUACAGAGGCAGAGGACAUUCCUAUUGUACCCACUACAUCAGGGACCAUGAUGGAGCUGCGCUGUGUGAUAGCUGUGAUCCGUCAUGGAGAUCGUACACCAAAGCAGAAGAUGAAGAUGGAAGUUCGGAAUCCCAUGUUUUUUGAGCUUUUUGAAAAAUAUGGUGGGUAUAAAACAGGCAAGCUGAAGCUAAAGAAACCCAAACAACUGCAGGAAGUGCUGGACAUUACCAGGACACUCUUGACAGACAUAGGACAACAUACUGACUGUGAAAUUGAGGAGAAGAAGUCCAAGCUUGAACAACUAAAGACUGUUCUAGAAAUGUAUGGCCAUUUCUCUGGAAUCAAUAGGAAAGUGCAGCUAACCUACCUUCCUCAUGGACAGCCCAAAACAUCCAGUGAGGAGGAAGAUACUCGUAAGGAGGGCCCCUCUAUACUGCUGGUGCUGAAGUGGGGGGGAGAGCUGACUCCAGCUGGCAGAGUUCAGGCUGAAGAACUUGGCAGGGCUUUUCGCUGCAUGUAUCCUGGAGGUCAAGGGGAUUAUGCUGGCUUUCCAGGCUGCGGCCUGCUCAGGCUACACAGCACCUACCGGCAUGACCUGAAGAUCUAUGCCUCUGAUGAGGGCAGGGUGCAAAUGACUGCUGCUGCCUUUGCGAAGGGUCUCUUGGCACUGGAAGGGGAACUGACACCGAUCCUGGUCCAGAUGGUAAAGAGUGCAAAUAUGAACGGCCUGCUGGAUAACGAUAUCGAAUCCCUCAGUGGCUGUCAGCAGAGGGUUAAGGCCAGACUUCACGAGAUCAUGCAGAAAGAUGAAAUCUUCACAGAAGAAGAUUUUGACAGGCUGGCUCCAACAUGCAGCAGCUCUCUGGUGAACUCUAUGAAGGCUGUGGAGAAUCCAGUAAGUACGUGUGAUCAAGUCUACACCCUUGUCCAGAGCCUCACCUCACAGAUCCGCAAAAGACUUGAAGACCCCAAAUCAGCAGAUUUACAGCUGUACCACAGUGAGACACUGGAGAUGAUGCUGCAGCGCUGGUCUAAGUUGGAAAGGGACUUCCGCAUGAAGAGUGGCCGCUACGACAUCAGCAAGAUUCCUGACAUUUACGACUGUGUUAAGUAUGACGUGCAGCACAACGUCUCUCUGGGCCUGGAGGACACAUACGAACUCUUCAAGCUCUCUAGAGCACUAGCCAACACUGUCAUACCACAGGAGUACGGCAUUAAUAAGGUGGAGAAGCUGGAUAUUGCGUAUGCCUACUGUCUGCCUUUAGUGAAGAAGAUUCAGCUUGACCUUCAGAGGACACAUGAGGAUGAGUCUGUAAACAAGCUGCAUCCACUAUAUUCACGUGGAGUGCUGUCACCAGGUAGGCAUGUCCGAACUCGGCUGUAUUUCACGAGCGAGAGUCAUGUCCACUCACUGCUUAGCAUCUUCCGUUAUGGUGGCCUAUUGGAUGAGGAGAAGGACCAGCAGUGGAAGAGAGCCAUGGAUUAUCUGAGUGCCGUGUCUGAGCUCAACUACAUGACCCAGAUCGUCAUAAUGCUCUAUGAAGACAACAAUAAGGACCCAUCCUCUGAAGAACGCUUCCAUGUGGAACUGCAUUUCAGCCCUGGGGUCAAAGUAUCUGAGGAGGAGAGCGCUCCGAUGGGCUUUGGCUUCCGACCAGCCUCUGCUGAAAAUGAUCAGAAGCAAACAGACCCUGGUAGUUUGGAAAAUCUCGUACAAGAUGAGCCUGACCGCGCUUUGCCCCUUUCAGAGGCCAUCAGCACCCAGAGGAAAUCCCCUCUGAUCCGGAACCGCAAGACUGGCUCCAUGGAGGUCCUGUCAGAAAACUCGUCCUGUAAAGGUGGCAGCUAUCGCCUCUUCCCCUCCUGCUCACGUCAGUCUCCAGAGAUGAAGCAGAGCGGAUUAGGCUCUCAGUGCGCUGGCCUCUUCAGCACCACCGUCCUGGGGGGCUCCUCUAGUGCCCCCAACCUUCAGGACUACGCACGCACACACCGCAAAAAAUUCUCCUCGGGCAGUUUGACCUAUAAAGACGGAAUCCAAAAAAGUUUGAAGCAAAAACAUGAGUUGUUGUCUAUGCCGGCAGUAAAGCGAUUUUCUGUGUCGUUUGCAAAGCAUCCGACUAAUGGUUUUGAAGGCUGCUCCAUGGUGCCUUCCAUCUACCCCCUCGAGACCCUCCACAACUCACUCUCACUCAAACAAGUCGACGAGUUCCUGACGACUAUGUGUGAGAAUGCAGGAGAUUCCCACACCAGGACAACCAGAGCUCUCUCAGCCAUGUUUGACUCCCAGAACCAGCCCGCAGGGGACUCUUACAUCCCUCACAGAGUGCUGUCCUCCUCUGUUUCACUGCGCCAGCGUUCUGAUCGGCCACCGUGGUACAGCAGUGGUCCCUCCAGUACGGUGUCAAGCGCCGGCCCUUCGUCUCCCACUACUGCUGACACCUCCCCACGCUUCAGCUUCAGUGAGAAGAUCACCCUCACACCGCAGAGCAGCGAGGAGAUCCACCCAGCCCCUCACAACAACAUCCUCUGCGUGUCCUCCACAUCUGCACUCAGCAGCACUGAAACCAGUCUCCCUUCUGAGGACCCCCACCCGUCAAUACCAUCUCCCAUCCUGGAGAGACCCAGUGAAAUAGCAGUGGAUGGCACAGACUCUGCAGGCCAGUGUCUGACAGAGAGCCCCUGCUGUGACGAAGCACCAAGUCCGGCCCCUGCGGAGCCCAGUGCUCCUUGCUCACACUUGGCCGACAGUCUGCCAACGGAGUCCUUAUGUGGUCUUCCCGGCUCUCUGCCUGUGCUCCUGGAGCUCAGAGAGAGCAGCUCAGAGACCGGCUCCAGCGCCCAGACCCCGCUCACCCCUGAGGAGCCAGAUGAGUUCUUUGAUACGCAUGAAACGGUUGAUGUGUGGAGGGGAAGCACGGGGACCCUUCCCCACCCUGGCACUCCUCUAGAGGUGGGAGCUCCCCAUGUGCCUGAGCCGUGAAGGAAACGCAGACUGGGCAGCUCCCUCAUACCUGUGUCCUUCACCCCAUCUCAGCACGCUCUCACUGUAGUGCCUCAGACCUUCAUAGAGUCCCAUACAAGUCAAAGUGGGAUUUGCCUACACAGUUUAAGGGAAGUUGAGGAAAUGGAGGCCCUCUCAGCGCAGAUGCUCCUGUUGAAAAUCUGCUUCCUGUGUAAUGCCUCACUCUAGUCAAAUGGCUAGUGAUCAAACAUAAGCUGUUAGAUACACUGAAAUUUUUUUCCGUGCACAUAUUACCUUCCUCGUCUCCAAAUGACUGCAUUUUUUUCUUCAUUAGCUGGUCUGGAAGAUAUUUUUCAAAGGGACAUGGUAUUUGAUAUUAGUCAAGCUGAACUCUUGAAUAAUGAACUUGCAUAGCUUAAUGUAUUUUAAAGGGAUAGUUGCCCUAAAAUUAAAAUGGUCAUCAAUUACUCACCCUCACGUCAUUCAAA